This is a messenger RNA of Periophthalmus magnuspinnatus, 1936 nucleotides long. Its product is annotated as myozenin-2-like. Gene Ontology annotation, molecular function: FATZ binding; telethonin binding; actin binding. The coding region runs from base 146 to 922 and encodes 258 amino acids. The transcript is spliced from 6 exons. Gene Ontology annotation, cellular component: Z disc; actin cytoskeleton. The record is from RefSeq and is a predicted model, not a curated record. NCBI's taxonomy places the organism in Eukaryota, Metazoa, Chordata, Actinopteri, Gobiiformes, Gobiidae.
CUAAAAUGAGCCCGGUGAGCUCACCACCCUAAGUAUGAUGGGUGAGUUUUAUACAGAGGGUGUCAGACAGAACAGAAGCAUCAGAGAGCAGGGACAGCACACAGCCAUCUGAGGUGACUGCCAUAAACCACAUUCACGGAAAAAGAUGAUGAUGAUGAUGCAGCCGGGUCUGGAUAACGCGACCAGACUCAAAAUUAUGCAAGCCCAAGCACUGUGCAAAGAGGCCAGAGGAGAUCAUCUGAACUUGGGAAAGAAGAUCAGCAUCCCUAAAGAUGUGAUGAUGGAAGAGCUUAAUGUUCCAAACCGUAACCGUGGCUCCCGCAUGUUUCAGGAGAGACAGAAACGUGUGGAGAAGUUCACUCUGGAAAAUAACUCUAACGCUCCCCAGUACAUUAUCAAUGUCCCAGCAGAAGCGAUACCCCCUGAACACUUCACACCAGAGCCACAAGUAGGAAAAGAAAACCAGACAUUCUCAAUGCCUGGCAAACAUAGUCUGGUUAUGAACCUUCAGAAGACCGUAGCAAAGAAGGGUAGUCCAGGCGUCCUUGCUCCAGGUUACUCUGGGCCUCUGAAGGAAAUUCCCCAUGAAAGGUUCAACACAACAGUGAUCCCUAAAUCUUACUGUUCCCCUUGGAGGCAAGCUCUGGCCAGCAACGAGGAGCUCCUAAACACCCUCAACAGCCAACUGCCCGAGAACCCACAAGGGCAACAGCCUGCCAACUACAGGAGCUUUAACAGAGCUGCUGUGCCGUUUGGGGGCAUGAUGGCGAGCAGGAGGGUGGUACCAGUGAUCGGGUUCGAAGCUGUGGAAUCGCAGACACUGCCAGGAGCCGCUUUAGACCACAUGUGCCAAAGGCCCAACUUUAACAGAGCACCCAGGGGAUGGGGCAUCAAUUACAGUCCUGAAUCUAAUGAACUAUGAAAAGUGCUAAUAAGCUUAGGACUAAGGCACUGACCGACUGCCUUUCCUCCUCUUCUCUCUCCCUUUUCCACUGGCAGAGCAAUGAAACUGUCUACUAUUCAGUGGUGCAACCCACAGGGACCGUCUGAAAGGCCAACAAAGCAUAUAUAAGCAAAUUAAAUGACUUACAAAAUACAUAAGAUGACAAAAUUGGGAGGUUUAAUGACAAAUUCAAACUACAGCUAUUAGAAACUAAACCCAUAGUGGACAUUUACAAUGGUUUAAAAUAAAAAAAUUAGAAUGAAUAAAAAUUAAGAUAAAAUUGUUUGCCAGAUACUCCCAAUGUAACAAAUGUUACACCCUGGCUUUGUACAUAAGCUCCUGAUGUUAGAGCAAUAAUUGGCCCAACAACUCUGGCCAGCUCAUGUCUAGUACCAUCUUACCAUGUCAAAGCCUGUUUAAAUGCUGUUGGUACAUUUGUUUUGGCUCAAUUUUCCACCAACCAAAGAACACUGGGCACUGUAACCGCAGGUGCUAUAACAGUUCAGGCUGUGUGUUUGUAGCAGAUGUUUGCUAAACCCAUCUGUCUAAUCAGGCCAGGCACAUUACACUGAUUUCAUUGUUCAUGACGUGAGCCGUGAGCGGAGUGGGCACCCAUGCGCUGAGGGUCCUGGGAUGGAUAGUGGAUUUGACCAGGAGGUCUCAUACCAAUAGGAGGGGGCAUAGGUGGAGCCAUUGGACCCAUAGCAUGGAACAUUGGUGGUCCAAAACCUGAAGGGGAAAAAAACAUAUUAAACAGAACUCUGUAUAAAUGUUUUUUUUUUUUACAAAAUUCUUUUUAAGUUUGUAGACUUACCUGGUGGAGGUGGGUUCAUGCCUGGAGGUGGGGGCAUUGUUAUGUUCAUAACAGCAGGAGAGCUGUUGGGGUCCAGGUUAAAGUAGUUUGCUGACGUCUCUUCAUCAAGUGGUGGUGGAGGGGGCAAAGCUAUAAGAAGCUGGGUUUCAAUAUUUAUGUUUCAUUCUGAAAUGUCACAA